AUGAAUGAUCGAUUUAGAAUUUUAUUUCGUGUGUUGAUCAUCUUCGUCUUCUUGAUAAUUAUCGACAACAGGGUUCUACGAGAGCCAAUAGGUCGUCUUUACUUUGCUGGUACAGAGACGGCUACCAAAUGGUCUGGAUACAUGGAUGGAGCAGUACAGGCAGGGGAGAGGGCCGCAAGAGAGAUACUGCAUGCCAUGGGUAAGAUAAGUAAAGAUGAGAUCUGGCAAGAGGAACCAGAAGCUGAGGACAUGCCAGCUCUUCCAUUUGAGGAAACGUUCUUAGACAGACAUCUCCCUUCCGUGAGUGGCUUUCUCAGGUUUGUUGGAGCAUCUCUCUUUCUCUCUGCCAUGGGAGGGGCCCUAUGGAUGACGAAGGACACACUUCAAAGAAUCAUCAACUAAUAGUAAAGUAAUGUUUACGAAAAUGGCUCCACUAAUUGCAAGAGAAAGUAUUUCAACUGUUUUUAGUAUCAUAACAUGCACUUCAUACCA
Molecule: messenger RNA, 492 nt
Organism: Strongylocentrotus purpuratus (purple sea urchin)
Lineage: Eukaryota; Metazoa; Echinodermata; Echinoidea; Camarodonta; Strongylocentrotidae
Product: amine oxidase [flavin-containing] B-like
Exons: 3
Coding region: 1-402 (133 amino acids)
Molecular function (GO): oxidoreductase activity
Source: RefSeq, a predicted model, not a curated record